Cuscuta europaea is the source of this 1045-nucleotide messenger RNA. NCBI's taxonomy places the organism in Eukaryota, Viridiplantae, Streptophyta, Magnoliopsida, Solanales, Convolvulaceae. The record is from the annotation of a GenBank genome assembly.
GGAAAAACAGAGUGAUGAAGGCACUGAGAGUGAGGAUGAAGAAGAUGAUUCAAGUGAUAGUGGAAGAAAAGCAGAGAAAUAUAUUAUGUUCAUGAGCAAACAUAGUAACAGUAUGCAAAAAAGCAUGAGGAAACAAGCUAAGGAGACUGCCAGACUAGUGGCAGAAAUGAAAAACAUUAAGCAAACUCAAAAAAAGCAGGAAGAUCUUUUAAAAGAAGUUCUACUUAUUGUCAAACAUAUGUCACAAGGCAGUGAUAAAGGUGAAGAUGAGGACACAAGAGAAAGAACAGAGAAAGUUGAAAAGAAUGAAAGUCCAGAAAAAGAAGAAAAUGUUAAUAAAAAAGAAGAUGAUGACAUGACUGGGCAAGAUUACGAGAAUGAUGAGGAACCUAGGCUAAAGGAUGAUGAUACUGCUGACAUUCAUGUGCAAGAGGAGACUGAGUACAUUGCUGCACAGACUGAGGAUGAUAUUUUACAUAUUGGGGAUGGUGGUGCAAAAAAUGAGGAUGCUGUUCUAGAUAAAGAUGUUGUAGAGACCGAGCACAAUGAAGAUGUAGUUUGUGACAUGCCUACGUUUAACAUAUUGAGUCAGUCUCAAGAGAUGGACAAAACUGCUGAAUCUUGUUGGGGGGUGGGGUCACAGGACAAUAGUCAAUUUGUCAAAGAGAUUUGCAAAACUGCAGAUGAAGUGGCGAAAAAGGCUUUUGAGAGCUAUUCUUCCAAUCCAUGUACAGCAAUCAUAGUGAAGCCUAAUCAGGAACAAGAGGAUCUUCCCAAACAAAAGCGUUUUGCUAGGUCACCAGUGAAGUACACUCCAUCUGAGCAUUCGCCAAAGAGGAGGAAGAGAGAAAAGGGUAAGAAAAGAGCUGACAAUGAAUUUUUGCCUCCACUGAAGGAAAUAGUUGGACCUUUCACAGAAGAUCCAACAGAGAGCCCACCAGAUCAUGAAAUAGAGAGGGUGAGAGCAUACCUCCAAGUUGGAUUGUUGAAGAAUUUUCAAAAAAACAAAAAUGGCAGAAGGUACAAAGUGAAAGAAGAAAAAUGG